Mauremys reevesii (Reeves's turtle) is the source of this 3990-nucleotide messenger RNA. It is a transcript of the gene VIPR2, whose product is annotated as vasoactive intestinal peptide receptor 2. Gene Ontology annotation, cellular component: plasma membrane. Lineage: Eukaryota; Metazoa; Chordata; Testudines; Geoemydidae. Bases 107 to 1426 code for a protein of 439 amino acids. Gene Ontology annotation, molecular function: peptide hormone binding; vasoactive intestinal polypeptide receptor activity; G protein-coupled peptide receptor activity. The record is from RefSeq and is a predicted model, not a curated record. Gene Ontology annotation, biological process: cell surface receptor signaling pathway; adenylate cyclase-modulating G protein-coupled receptor signaling pathway. The transcript has 13 exons.
GGGGCAGGUGCCGGCUGCCCACGUGUGCGGGCGGCUCUCCCGCGGACCCGAUGUGCCUGGCCCGGGAGCGCUCUCCCGCCGUGCUGCUUCGCGGGGCGCCCUCGGGAUGAGGAACCUGCUGCUGCUUCUCCUCGCCGCCUGCUGGAGCGCGGGGCCGGUGAAUGGCAUCCACCCAGAAUGCAGAUUUCAGCUGGAAAUUCAUGAGGAGGAAAUAAGAUGUAUGGAACUUAUAAACAGUGUCAAAACAGUGGCAUUUAAAGGAUGUAUUGGAGUUUGGGAUAACAUUACUUGCUGGCGCCCUGCUGAAAUUGGAGAGACUGUCACUGUCCCUUGUCCAAAAGUAUUUAGCCACUUUUUCAGCAAACCAGGAAAUAUUAGCAAAAAUUGUACAAGUGACGGAUGGUCAGAGACAUUUCCAGAUUUCAUAAGCGCUUGUGGUUAUAAUGACAAUGAUGAGGAUAGUAAGGUUAAUUUCUACGUACUAGUGAGGGCAAUCUACACCCUUGGACAUAGUGCAUCUCUGAUUGCUCUAACGACAGGAAGUAUAAUUCUUUGCCUUUUCAGAAAACUUCACUGCACACGGAACUACAUCCAUCUGAACUUGUUCCUCUCUUUCAUUCUAAGAGCAAUCUCUGUUUUAGUCAAGGAUGAUAUUCUUUAUUCCAAUUCCAACACAGGUCACUGUUCAGAGGAUCAGUCGUCAUGGGUUGGCUGCAAGGCUAGUUUGGUAUUUUUCCAAUAUUGUGUUAUGGCAAACUUUUACUGGCUCUUAGUUGAAGGACUUUACCUCCACAUCCUCCUUGUGGUAAUAUUCUCUCCUAACAGACAUUUCACAGCCUAUCUUCUGAUUGGCUGGGGAAUUCCUACAGUAUUCAUCAUCUUGUGGACAGUGACAAGGAUCUUUUUAGAGGACACUGGCUGCUGGGAUACAAAUGAUCACAGUGGUCCUUGGUGGGUUAUACGAUUACCAAUUUUAAUUUCUAUUAUAGUGAAUUUUAUACUUUUCAUUAGUAUUAUAAGAAUUUUACUGCAAAAGUUAAGAUCACCCGAUGUCGGUGGCAAUGAUCAGUCACAAUACAAGAGACUUGCAAAAUCAACAUUGCUGCUUAUUCCGUUAUUUGGAGUUCACUACAUGGUGUUUGCUGUAUUUCCUAUACGCAUUUCCAGUCACUAUCAGAUAAUUUUUGAGUUAUGUUUGGGAUCUUUUCAGGGGCUGGUUGUUGCAGUCCUGUACUGCUUUUUGAACAGUGAAGUCCAAGGUGAGCUGAAAAGGAAAUGGCGGAGUUUGUGUUUGAGCCAGACAGUGGGCCGCGACUACAGACUCCAUAGUUGUUCUGUUUCUCGAAAUGGCUCAGAAAGUGUCUCCCAGCUCCAUCGGAAUUCAGAGGCGCAGUCUUUUAUGCAGACAGAGACCACAGUGAUAUAAACCAUGUAGCUCAAACUAAAGACUAUGGGACCUAUCACUAUAUGGAACUCAAUGUAAUAUUUUCUAAAAUGAACCAUUUAUGCUUUGCUUUUCUACAUAUUGCCAUCUGGAGAAUGGCCUGGUACAGCAAAUCAGGUAACAGAUGGGCAGGCAGCUUUGCAGACAUUUUGGCCUAGCUCCCCAAAGACAUUUAGCUGCCUAACCCCCAUUGAUUUGAAAGCAGUAGUAGUUAGGCCCUAAAUACUUUUGGAGAUCUGAGCCUUUGUGCUUUUAUUUAGUCCUAUUCACAUUACAUCCUGUCAUUUGUACUAGAAGUAACUGUUCUAAAUAUAAUUUAUUGUAAUGCUCUAUUUCUAUUUAUAUAUCUCUCUAAUAUGUAAUGUAUGCUGAACCCCGCUCAAUGUCUGUUGCUUUGGUCCAUGUUUAAGGAGGUAGGGUGGGAAGUGAGAGAGAAUAUCGUAUAUACCAUCUAUACUUAAUAGAAUGUUUCUUUCACACAGAUGCUAGACCCUACUAUAGCAAACAAAAUUGAAAUAGAGAUAUUUAGGACCAUAUGUAUGUUCUUGAUCCCCAUAUGGAAAUCCAGUUGAUGGCGGUGGGAAUUUAGCAUACAGAUGAAGGGCAUUAUGAGUCCAUAUUUUGCACAGAGGAAAAUGUUAGUCCUUCUUAGCUCCUUACAUAAAUCCUAAUUCAAUUCAGAGCUACCUCACUGCAAUUUUUUAUCCUAAGGGCUUGAUCCUGCUUUCCUGCAUGAGUGCCCAUUUCUACAUAUCUUAAUGCAGAAUGUGGGAUUAGCCCUGCAGUCCUUACAGAAAAGCCCAUUGCACAGUAGUGGUCAUCAUUAAACAGUCAGCAUUUGCCAAUAGUGGUAUCUGAGAUUAUUAGAGUUUUACCCCAUGCUAAAAAUCAAAGAUAUCUCUGAUAACUGUGUGGUAAUAUUUGGCAAAUGUUAAUGUUUUUAAUGACUUCUACUCCAUCUGAUUUUUUUCUACCUACCUGACAGUACAUGUAUGUGUUUCAGAAAGGCAGGGCUGAACCUUAAUACCCUAGCCAUCAGGUUAUAUGAGUUCUCAAAAAUGGUAUCCUCUUUGCUUUGCUUCAAAAGAAAAAUAUAUUUUGGUUACAUUUAUGAUAGAUGUCCAUCAUAUAAGAUAAACAGACAGAAAGGAACCCACACUGACAUUAGAAAAGAGUUAGGAACACAUAGAAGACAAACUGGGCGCCUCAAUCUCUUAUUAUCUAACUUUCUAAAGAGGUAUUUUCCUAAUAGAACAGCCUAGUGAAGGCUAAACAGGAAUGGACAUCCCACUCACCCACUGAAAACAUGUUUUUAUACAUAAUGAUUUUAUUAAAAUAUAUCUUUAGAACUUCAUAUUUGGCAGCUAAAAUUAAGUGUAUCAAAUUAUAAAUACUACUGGAGUUUAAUGAACUAUGUAAAUACUUUCAACAUAAUGCCAUUUUAUAUCUGUGAGAUGAUUGAAAAUGCAAUCCUGACCAGCAAGGCCAGAAAAAAAACAGACACGAUCCCUUUCAAAUGACCAUAAAAGGCAUAAAUUGAAAGCAUUUUUGGUAACCUCAAGCCCCUUAUGUAGCCACAAUGAAAUGAAAGACACGGAGCUGACAAGUGCUUAUAAAAAUACACACACAACUUCUGCAAUCUUACAAGACAUAAGCACUGUUAUGUUUACCUCUCGUGUCACAACUGACCAUGUCCUCUCCCAAUAACAAGUGUGAAUACUGUGCAUUUGCAUAAAUAUUUUGCCUCAUAAACUGAAGUGUUACCACAAUAUUUCAAACAGGAAAUUGUACAUUACGUGACAGUUGCCAUGAUUUAAAUAAUAAUCACUUAAUUCAUAUCUUCUAAUUAGUAUUACCAAUAAACACCCUGUAUUGUAGUUCAUUUUAAGUAACAAUAAGUAAUAGAAAUAAGAUUGUUUUGUGUAACAAUCUAUUUAUUGCCAUAUUUACAAACAGUAGCCUUGGUUCAAAAGGUAAAUAGUUACUGUUGCACAACUAAGGCCUUUCCUGUUUUACAAAAAUAAUCUGACAAUCAAGGGACUUUCAUACCAGCCUUUUCUACCUUAAACCACUCAGAAUAUUUUGUAGAGACAGUCACGUGUCAAGCUAACUUAAAAAGUUUAAAAGAUUUGACUGUUCAGUGAUACUUGUGUGUUAACAUUGGUCAAAAUAUUCAGAUAUUUGGAACAAAUUGGUAAACUAAACAGUAAUAAGUCACCAGGACCAGAUGGUAUUCACUCAAGUUUUCUGAAGGAAAUGUGAAAUUGUAGGACUACUAACUGUAGUCAGCUUCUGUACCAAAUGACUGGAGGAUAGCUAACGUGAUGCCAAUUUUUUAAAAGGGCUCCAGAGGUGACCCCAGCAAUUACGGGCCAGUAAGCCUGACUUCAGUACCAAGCAAAGUGGUUGAAACUAUAGUAAAGAACAGAAUUCUCAAACACAAAGAUGAACUUAAUUUGUUGGGGAAUAGUCAACAUGGUUUUUGUAAAGAGAAAUCAUGCCUCAUGAAUCUACUAGAAUUCUUUGAGGGGGUCAACAAGCAUGUA